Molecule: messenger RNA, 219 nt
Organism: Aspergillus piperis CBS 112811
Lineage: Eukaryota; Fungi; Ascomycota; Eurotiomycetes; Eurotiales; Aspergillaceae
Gene: tfb5
Product: TFIIH complex subunit TFB5
Exons: 3
Coding region: 1-219 (72 amino acids)
Biological process (GO): transcription by RNA polymerase II; transcription initiation at RNA polymerase II promoter; nucleotide-excision repair
Cellular component (GO): transcription factor TFIIH holo complex; transcription factor TFIIH core complex
Source: RefSeq, a predicted model, not a curated record
AUGCCUCGUGCUGUCAGAGGAGUCCUCAUCGAGUGCGAUCCGUCCGUGAAAGCCAUCAUCCUCAAAUACGACGAAGAAAGACACGACUACAUCGUCGAAGAUCUAGAUGAUGACCGCCAUUUGGUUAUCAAGGAGAGCCAGUUGCAGAAUCUAAAGGCGAGAUUGACAAAGGAGCUUGAUGAUAAGGUUAUGCAGCCUGAUGAGUCGGAAUCGGAGUAA